Molecule: messenger RNA, 552 nt
Organism: Lactuca virosa
Lineage: Eukaryota; Viridiplantae; Streptophyta; Magnoliopsida; Asterales; Asteraceae
Source: the annotation of a GenBank genome assembly
AUGCUUCACAUCACAGCUCAAGGUAAAGUAGGAAGAAAAGUGUUGGCAGAUAUUAGCAAUUCUCAGGGUAAUCUUCAAAAGAAUGAAGCUUUUAAUGGCUCCAAAUCUGGAAAAGUUAAAAUGGAAAAGGUAGCAUAUUCUCAACGGCUUCAAAUGCUACAAAAUCAAGGAAUGCGAGUUCUUUAUCAGGCAAACUUUCAAUGGGAGCAUGUGUUGGAAGCCAGAGAGAAUGUUGAAUGUCAUAUUACACAGGGUAGAGGUGAUGAUAUAAAUAAGUUCCUAUGGAUGGUGCGUAUAGGAGGAGGCGUCUUCCCACAUAUCAAGGAGCCUGAUUAUCUUAGAGAUGGUCAAUACCGAAUUGAUUCACAUGCGACUCCAACCAUGAUAAACUAUCAUAUAUUUCAGGCCUCGAUUAGUGAAUAUGUGCAAAUAUAUGGGAAUCCAACCUUUUGGAACAGAUGCUUACCUUUGAUUAAGAAUGAUGAUAAGAUGAUUCAAGCAGAAGGUGGUGUGGAUGCUCUUUCUGAAGAUGAACUUCAUGAAGAUUGUUGA